AUGGCGCCCACCAGGUGUUGGACAAGGAGGUCGGCUACUGCCAGGCUUGUUCCCCUUGCCCUCUCCGCCUCCCCUUGCCCUCUCCGCCUCCCCUUGCCCUCUCCGCCUCCCCUUGCCCUCUCCGCCUCCCCUUGCCCUCUCCGCCUCCCCUUGCCGUCUCCGCCUCCCCUUGCCCUCUCCGCCUCCCUUUGCUCUCUCCGCCUCCCCUUGCCCUCUCCGCCUCCCUUUGCCCUCUCUGCCUCCCCUCUCCCUCUCCGCCUCCCUUUGCCCUCUCCGCCUCCCCUUGCCCUCUCCGCCUCCCUUUGCCCUCUCCGCCUCCCCUUGCCCUCUCCGCCUCCCUUUGCCCUCUCCGCCUCCCCUUGCCCUCUCUGCCUCCCCUUGCCCUCUCCGCCUCUCCUUGACCUCUCCGCCUCCCCUUGCCCUCUCCCCCUCCCCUUGCCCUCUCCCCCCCUUUGCCCUCGCCCCCUCCCCUUGUGUGCAUCCCAUGCCCUCUUGUGCACACACGUGCUCCUGUCUGUUCUGGACACGGUGCUGAUGCUUUCUCUGCCCCUCUUCUGGCUCAUGCUUGCCUUGCCUCCUUGUGCGGGGCUCUGCUUGAUCCAGCAUGGCCACUCACUUGCCCCCUCUGGAGCUGGCUACGGCUCCUGCAUGCCCAGCUCCAGACUUCCAGAGCUCCUGGUGCGAGCUCGGGCGGUGUUCGUGGCGUGA
Molecule: messenger RNA, 708 nt
Organism: Closterium sp. NIES-65
Lineage: Eukaryota; Viridiplantae; Streptophyta; Zygnematophyceae; Desmidiales; Closteriaceae
Source: the annotation of a GenBank genome assembly